Molecule: messenger RNA, 843 nt
Organism: Rotaria sordida
Lineage: Eukaryota; Metazoa; Rotifera; Eurotatoria; Philodinida; Philodinidae
Source: the annotation of a GenBank genome assembly
UGUUUCAGAAAUAUAUUCAUAUUUUCAAGUUCAAAUUAGAAAAAGUUUGUUUACUAAAAACAUUUUUUUUUUCAUACAUUUUAUAUGAUCUGUUCUUAAUAGGAAUAGUUUUUGACUUGUUGUUUUUAUUAGGAAAAGCGACCAUAAUAAGAACAAGUUCAAUUACUCGUAAAAUGCUACUAACUACAGGUUUAAUUUACGAGAUAAUAAAAUAAUUUUUGCAUUAUUCGAUACAGCAAAUAUUUCUGCACUCAGAAAUGUAAAAAAAAACUUCACAAUUUUAAAAUUUUGAUUAGUAAAAAAGCAAAUUACUGGCCUCUCUGAAAAGUCUGUUGUUAUUGAGGGCAUCGACUAUAUAAUAAUCAAUCGAACUAUUUUCCCUAUUCUAGUAAGCUUGAGAAUAAAUCAAAUAUCGCCGGAUAUUUUCGUCGAAGUGUUUACCUGUUCAAACAAUUCUAUACACGACGAGCAAUCGUUCGAUUUUAUUAUAACAUUGUAUUCUAUCUUCUUUUCUUGACCUUGUUCAGUUUUGUUCUACUUGUCGACUAUUUUCCACUUAACAACAAUGGUGGUGUUCGAAACGGCGUUGUCAAUAUCAAAAUACCCAUCGCUGAAUUAUUCGUUCAUAUUCUUGUGUGGUGUAUGAUUAUAGAAGAGGGAACAGAAUUUCAACGUCAUUGGAAUGAAGAACGCACCAAAUGUGUUACUCGGAGAAAGAUUUUACGGAAAUAUUUUUCCGAAGAUCUAUGGAAUGUUCUGGACUUCACUGCAAUCACCUGUUAUCUUGGUGGUUUCGUUACUCGAUUUAUUAUCAACGAACCAGCAUUCAUCACUUCGAAGUGA